AAAUUAGCACUGUGUAAUUCAGAAGAUUUAUCCUCAAGUGCACUGGAAAUCACACAAGUUACUAAGUUACUUAAGGGUUAAAUGUGGAUGGAUGCCUUUUUACAGAUUACGAAAGAGGAAGUUUUUAUGAGCAAACAAUGAAUGAGAGUGAAAAGUUGAGAAGUUAGAGAAUACUUUAAUUCUGCUGUAUGGAUAUGAUCAGAAAUCUCUGAGAUUGAAGCACAGGUCUCACUCCUUCUGUUUUAGUCCAGAUAACGUUGCCUAGAGCUGAAAACUAACAACUAACCCAACAUAAAGCAACCCAAACACACCUCAUGGCAGGAUCCGGGUCAAAAGCUGCUAAAGACCUGACUGCAAUGAUGGAGACGACUAUGCAACAACUUCAGAGCAGGUUUCAGAACUUAUCUGACCAAAUCAUCUCCAAAAUGGAUGAGAUGGGAACGCGCAUAGAUGAGCUGGAGAAGAACGUCGGUGAUCUCAUGACACAAGCAGGAGCUGAGAAUCAUUAUAAAGCAAAUGGUUUUGAAGAGAGACCGAGCUGGCCAAAGCACUGAGCAGAAAUGUUGGAGAAGCUUGAGCUCAACACAAUAUUUGUGUAUUAAUCUAUGCAUGUAUUAUUCACCGGUGCCUUGUUUUCUAUAUGAUUAUGUUUGAAUAUGUGAUCUGGAUCUUGUACCUAUAAAGCAAUAAAUGAACUUGUUAAGCU
Molecule: messenger RNA, 706 nt
Organism: Cyprinus carpio (common carp)
Lineage: Eukaryota; Metazoa; Chordata; Actinopteri; Cypriniformes; Cyprinidae
Product: heat shock factor-binding protein 1
Biological process (GO): cellular heat acclimation
Cellular component (GO): nucleus; cytosol
Molecular function (GO): transcription corepressor activity
Source: RefSeq, a predicted model, not a curated record